AGGAGAAAUCAGCAAAGAAGCUAUUUUCCUUUUUCUAGAGCAGAGAGAGAAGGAAUGGAGAAUUGUUAUACUCAGCAGAGAAGAUUUCUUAUUUCUGUCUUUCUUUUAAAUGUAUUAAUAUAUUGGGGAGGAUAUUGGAAGGUGAGUGGUUGCUUCGAUUCCGAGAGAAAAGCUCUCACCGCCUUUCGGAAGUCUCUCAAUGAUUCCUUCAAUAUUCUCUCUUCAUGGGAUGAUGAUGCCUCCAACUGCUGUAAUUGGAGAGGAAUUACCUGCCACAACAUAACUGGGUACGUUGUUAAACUCGACCUCUACGCUGAUAACUACAGUCUAAGUGGCAGAAUUGAUCCAGCUCUGGUUCAACUGAAGCAUCUUCAGUUCUUGGACUUGAGCGGUAAUGAUUUUAAUGGCGCACCAAUUCCAGAUUUCCUGGGUUCAACGAAGGAGUUGAGGCAUUUGAACUUGUCAGACGCAGAAUUCGGCGGGAGAAUCCCUCAUCAGCUUGGAAACCUCACCAAACUCAUUUCCCUGAAGCUUUCUUCAUUUUCUUUGAGUACCAAAAACCUUUGGUGGUUGACAAGCCUACCUUCUCUCAAUUACCUCGACAUGUCUUAUGUGAACCUUUCCAUGGCAAGCCAUGAUUGGGUGCACGUAAUGAACACCUCUCCUUCCCUCGUUGAGCUGCGCUUACACCUUUGUGGUCUUUCAUAUAUUUCUCCAACUCUUCCUUCUGUUAAUUUCACAUCUCUCCGUGUCCUUUGUUUCUCUUUGAACAACUUCAACUCUACCAUUCCAAACUGGAUAGCUAACGUUAGUAGGCUCGUGUCCUUGGAUCUCUCAUAUAACAACUUUCAUGGUGAGGUUCCUUAUCGAUUUUCACAACUUCCUAACUUGGAAGAGUUGGGGUUGGGAUCAACUGAUGAUAACCUCAGGGUUGAUUGGUCAGAGUUCCUUGAAGGCAGCUGGAGGAAGCUGAAGAUACUUCAUCUAUCUUUCAGUCAGCUGCAUGGAGGAAUCCCCAACUCUAUUGGGAAUAUUAUCUCACUUGAGUCUCUCUCUUUGUCAUUCAGUGAGAAUAUAACGGGUAGCAUUCCAAGAGCCAUAACUAAGCUUAUCAAUUUAGAGAUCCUGUCAUUGUACGGAUACCAAAUGCAUGCGGCCAUUCCUGAUUGCUUAUAUGAGCUAAAAAAUCUUAAAAGCCUUUCUCUAUCCGAUUGCAUGCUGACAGGCCCAAUCCCUGCAGCUCGUCUUGGAGGAUUGUCUUCCUUAGAAGAACUAGAUCUCUCAGGGAAUCAGUUGAAUGGGAAUAUCCCUGCAGCUCUUGGAGGAUUGUCUUCCUUGCUAUAUUUAUCUCUCCGUGGGAAUCAGUUGAAUGGGAAUAUCCCUGCUUCUCUUGGAGGAUUGUCUUCCUUGGAAGAAUUAAUUCUCUCGGGGAAUCAGUUGAAUGGAAAUAUCCCUGCAGCUCUUGGAGGAUUGUCUUCCUUGGAAUAUUUAGACCUUUCAGUGAAUCAGUUGAAUGGGAAUAUCCCUGCAGCUCUUGGAGGAUUGUCUUCCUUGCUAUAUUUAUCUCUCCGUGGGAAUCAGUUGAAUGGGAAUAUCCCUGCUUCUCUUGGAGGAUUGUCUUCCUUGGAAGAAUUAUUUCUCUCGAGGAAUCAGUUGAAUGGAAAUAUCCCUGCAGCUCUUGGAGGAUUGUCUUCCUUACGAGAUUUAUCUCUCCGUGGGAAUCAGUUGAAUGGGACAAUCCCAACAACUUUAGGACAACUUUCUAACUUGUAUUGGCUUGACCUCUCUCACAACUCCUUGACAGGAAACGUGUCUGAAAGUGUUUUUGAAAACCUCAAAAAGUUGAGGUACUUAAUUUUGUCUUCCAAUUCUUUGGUUUUUGAUCCACACUCUGAUUGGGCCCCUCCAUUUCAGCUUUCCCAUAUUUACUUAGGAUCAUGUCAUUUAGGUCCUCGAUUUCCUCCGUGGCUACGAACACAAAAAUACGUAGAGAUUUUGGAUCUCUCUAACACAACCAUCUCUGGCGUCAUCCCCACCUGGUUUUGGGAUUUAACACCCCAACUUCUUUUCCUACGCCUUUCAAAUAACCAGAUUUUUGGCCAAUUGCCCAGCCCUUUAAAAAUGCAUCCUCAGGCCUCCAUUGAUUUGAGUUUGAAUCAUUUCAAUGGUCCCAUACCCUGCAUAUUGAAUGGAGCCAGAGUACUUGAUCUCUCCAACAAUCAAUUUUCUGGGCCAAUCCCACCCAAUUUUACAUCCACAAUGCAGUAUUUGGAAAUCUUUUCUGCCAAAGGUAACCAAAUCAGUGGCAUGAUUCCCUCAUUCAUUGAAGGAAUGAAUUCCUUAACUGUCCUUGAUCUUUCCCGUAACAAUAUUGGUGGUAUCAUUCCAUUGAGUUUGGGUAAUUGCGUAGCACUUGAGGCACUUGAUUUGAGCAAGAACAGGUUAUCCGGAGGAAUACCCAUGUCUUUGGGUCUAUUACGUCAACUCCAAUCAAUGCACCUGAGCAACAAUAACCUAUCAGGAGAAAUCCCUUCAUCUUUGAAGAAAUGUACUAGUUUGGAGACUCUCGACCUUGGACACAACAAUUUCUCAGGUUAUAUUCCCACUUGGAUUGGAAAAAGCUUUUCAGCUUUAAGAAUUAUGAGUUUACGAUCAAAUAUGUUUACUGGCAACAUCCCGGCACAAAUGUCAAACCUGACUUCUCUUCAGAUCCUCGAUGUGGGACAAAAUUGUUUAUCUGGUUCAAUUCCCAAAGUUUUGAAGAUCUCAUGGCCAUGAAGAGGAC
This is a messenger RNA of Magnolia sinica, 2785 nucleotides long. Its product is annotated as receptor-like protein EIX2. The record is from RefSeq and is a predicted model, not a curated record. Gene Ontology annotation, molecular function: receptor serine/threonine kinase binding. Lineage: Eukaryota; Viridiplantae; Streptophyta; Magnoliopsida; Magnoliales; Magnoliaceae. The transcript is spliced from 2 exons. The coding region runs from base 55 to 2778 and encodes 907 amino acids.